This is a messenger RNA of Mesorhabditis spiculigera, 657 nucleotides long. The record is from the annotation of a GenBank genome assembly. Lineage: Eukaryota; Metazoa; Nematoda; Chromadorea; Rhabditida; Rhabditidae.
AUGUUUUGGACGUUCGGUUACCAUCUGGGCAACAUCAGAUUAGCUUUAUGUCUAUGCCUCAUCUAUGCAACCGUUCAGACUUUUGCUCAACAGCAAAGCCAGACGACCGUGGAGGAACCUGAGCCCUCGUCUAGCGAUACCCCAGAAGUCAGUGACCCGUCAGAAACGGAUCCCACAACUACUUCGGAGAUAUCCCCCAGUACCGAGGUAUCGCCGCUUCAGCCCGAUAAAACGAAGGAGUCGCCAUCCGGGGAUCUGUCAACCGAUACUAAGCCCGAUACACGAAGUCUCCGUUUUAUCGUUGACCCAGCAGGCCCCAGCAACACCACGCCAACGUUCGAGACAUGGGGUGUUCUACUUGUCAUAGUUGCGGGGUUCAUCUUUAUCCUAAACAUCCUGAUCGGAUUCUGUCUGGUCAAUCUCUAUCAUGGACUAAUGAUCCAGCGAGAAGGCAAGAAGCAACUCCACGACUAUUUUGAUGAGCUUCACAAUGAACGGAUUUCCAGUACGGCGAACAAUAAGAACUACCGAGGUAUUGGCAAGGAGAUACGCGCGGGAAAAUAUUUGCCAAAAGCCUACGUUGGAGUCAUCCACCCACCGGAACCCCUCAACGCCAAAAAUAUCGCUGCGAUCACCGAGCUGAUGGCGAACUAUCCA